CCUUAAAGUUGGUAGAAAGAAUAAUUUGAUCUAAACCGCCGCUACAGAUCGUAAAGUUUUUAUUUCAACAAUUUAAUCGAAAUUAAUGGGGAUUUAUUUAUUUUAAAUAAUUUAUCAAUUUACUAUAAGUCUACAAAAUUAACUAAUAUGCAUUUUGCUCAAAAGUAUCUGGAAAAAUUAUCAAUAUAUAAAAGAAACGGUCAAACAUCUUCGAAAAAUAAUACAAAUGUGUUACUAUAUUGUAAUUAUUAUAGCUUCUAUUCGCAGAAGGUGUUAUUGGCACUUUAUGAAAAAAAUGUAGAUUUUGAACCUUUCACGGUAGACAUAACAAAAGGAGAACAAUAUUCAUCAUGGUUCUUGGAAAUAAACCCCCGAGGGGAAAUUCCCGUUCUAAAAGUGAAAGAUGAAAUUAUACCUGAUUCCACUAGGAUUCUAGAUUAUUUGGAAGUAUACUUAGAUCCAGAACUUCCGCCUUUGAUAAAUGUAUCGACAGACGCCAAGAUUUUGAAUAAUAUCAAUAAAUAUCGAGAACUUAUAGAAGCAUUGCCGGUUGGAGUUAUUACAGUGGGCUCAUUUUUCCAUCCUCAUUUGUGUGGACGCCCUAAGUUACCAUUUAUUCUACCUGUAAGAGAAGUUCUUAAAACUGGAGACUUGAGUAGUUCAAAAAAUCUUAGAAAACUUGCUGAAGAAAAUCCUAAGGCUAGAGGAAUAUUAUUGUACAAAGCUGAGAUCCAAGACAAGAAACAUGAAAUAUUAGCAAAUGAAGAAGAAUAUUUGAAAAUACUGAAUAUUGUCGAUGAUGUAUUCUCCCUCAUAGAAAAUGAAUUGAAAACUCAAACUGAAGGUAAUUGGUUAUGUUGCGAAAAAUUCAGCAUAGCAGAUGUUAACUUGGCUAUUUUAUUGCAAAGACUUUGGGAGCUUGGGCUUGAAGGCCGAUUUUGGACUGGUGGGAAACGACCUCUUAUAGAAAAUUACUUUAAUCGUGUUAAGCAAAGAGAAUCAUUUAAGCGAACUAUUCCAAGCUUGCUAUUCCACAUAAAAAUGAUAAUUUCAUCACAGCCACCUGCAUAUUUAGGAGCUGCUGGUGCUGUAUCCGUUGCAGUAGUUGCUUCAUUUGUUUAUAUUAUUAAAAAAAUUGCCUCUUAGCCGAGGCACAUACAUCGUUUUCUCUUACUAUAUGUUGAAAUAUUUUUCGGUAAAUGCAGUAGUUUUAGGUAUACAUAUUUAGAUGCAAAAUGAUGCAAAUUUAUAUACCUAUUAGAUUUAGGUACCCAUUUUAAGUGAUCUUAUAGGAUUUAUUAAAGCAUAAAAACGAACAGUAUUAAUAUUGAUUAGAUAUGAAAUAUUUAUAAAUAAUUAGUUAACAAUGUAAAUAAUAUAUUUAGGUAUUCAAUGUGUAUAUAUAUAUGAAGUAAAAUACUGUGCAUAACUUUUAAUUGUGCUUAAGUAUUGAAAUUAUUAUUUUGUAAUGAUCUGUGUAGAUGCAAACUUUUAGUACCUAACUAAUAUUAAAUAUUGCUCUUGUUCAAUGUCCCUAUACACAUAUUAUAAACAGCUCUAGAUAUUUUCACAUUUGUGGUAUUUUGGAAAUAAAAAAUCGAUUAUGAUACAAUAAUAAAUUACAAUAUAUCGAAUUAAGUUCCGUGCCCAUCCUAGAAUUGUCUGGCGCCCAUUCCAAGCGGGGGAAUAAAAAGCGGAGCUUUCAACUAUAGUUAAAGAUAUUUGUGAGACAACAUAUGCACCUUUUUUAAGAGACUGGUAUUUAUAAUUCUCAAACAAGGGACAAAGACAUAAUACACAUAAUUGGGUAUUUAACAAUUGUAACAAUAAAAUAAAAUUAUUUUGAAUGUC
Molecule: messenger RNA, 1851 nt
Organism: Galleria mellonella (greater wax moth)
Lineage: Eukaryota; Metazoa; Arthropoda; Insecta; Lepidoptera; Pyralidae
Gene: Gdap1
Product: ganglioside-induced differentiation-associated protein 1
Exons: 5
Coding region: 148-1146 (332 amino acids)
Biological process (GO): mitochondrial fission; mitochondrial fusion
Cellular component (GO): mitochondrial outer membrane
Source: RefSeq, a predicted model, not a curated record